Molecule: messenger RNA, 1506 nt
Organism: Mercenaria mercenaria
Lineage: Eukaryota; Metazoa; Mollusca; Bivalvia; Venerida; Veneridae
Product: ras-like protein rasG
Exons: 10
Coding region: 80-964 (294 amino acids)
Biological process (GO): signal transduction
Cellular component (GO): plasma membrane
Molecular function (GO): GDP binding; GTPase activity; GTP binding
Source: RefSeq, a predicted model, not a curated record
UUCUUUCAGCGCGUGCUAUACCUGCGUGAGUUCAAACCUAUCGCAGACGCGGAGUUGAUAGUUAGAAAUCACAGAAAACAUGGCUAACAUCGAAAAAGAAAUACCGAAGAUUGAUCUUGCUGUCUUAGGUUCAUGUAAUUCUGGCAAAACAGCGCUUUGCAAAAGGUUUGCGAAACUGGGAUAUGAAGAUUUUUGGAACCCUACUAUAUUUGAUGAUUUCACCUGUACAUUUGAAUAUGGAGAGGAACAAUACGAAGUGAAUAUUCUUGACACAGCUGGCAACGAAGACUUUCUUACUCUUACAAAAAAAGUAUUGAAUGACAGAUCAUAUAUAGAUGGUAUCCUCUGUGUGUAUGAUGCAUCAAGAGUAAAUAAUUGGGAAGAAGCAGAGUUUAUCUUGGAGAUGUGCUAUACAAAGACACUUAUAGACAGAAUAGGUGACCACGGGAUGAUGAUUGUUGGGAACAAAUGUGAUUUGGAAAGAAAAGGGACUUUCCAAGGAGGUGAAAAGCUUGCUCAGAAGUAUGGAGCAUACUUCUUUAAAGUCAGCGCCAAAACAAACGCCAAUGUCCAAGAAGCAUUUUACACUUUAUGCAGAGAUGCAGUUUACAGGAAAUAUGGAAAGAAGAAAGACAAGACUACUAGAAUUUUCCAACGACUUCUUCAGCCGAUUUAUGGCGCAAAGACACAUGCAGCCACAUCGGUUCCAGAGGAGUUCCAACCUGAUCCGUACGCGUUACAUGUGUUUGAGAGAGCUUUGAGAGACGGAAAAGAAAAAGAUCGGUCAAUUAGAAUCAACAUCGUUGGCAAUUAUAGACAAGGUAAAACAUCACUGGUGAGAAGGCUUUUAGGAAAGAAAGUAACUGAUGUUUCUAGUACAGAUGGUAUAGAUGUCAUUCAUUACAACUGUCAUCGUACAGAGGAUGGCAAACUUUCUUUAAAAAAGAAUGUAAAAAAAAGCUAAAUCUGACAUUGUAGAACGGCUGGUUUCAGUUGCUUUGGCAAAUGCACAUCUAAACGAUGUACCAAGUAUUACAAACACAGAAAUUUAUCAGAGACAAGCUAAAUUCAGUACGUUAACAACUACAUGUGAGACAAGAGAGUCACACGGUUCUCAGAUGGUUGAGAAACGCAAGGAAGAACAAACAAUCACAGACCUAUAUCCAACUCAGCAGGAAAAGAUGGACUCAUCUUAUAUGGAUAAAUCUCCCAACGUUACAUAAAACAGCUUUCAAGGUUUGAAAAUAGGAGCAAAAUGUCAGUGCUGUCUGUAAAAGAGACGGAAACAUUUGAAAGAGAAAUAACUAAAAACAAAUCAAAGACCUUGAACAAAGAAACCAAAACAUUCUUUGACAUAUGGGAUUUCGGCGGACAACAAAUAUUCUACGCCACCCAUACGUUAUUUCACAGUAAAAAUUCGAUUUAUCUACUGGUAUUUGAUCUGUCCUUGGAAUUAAAGAGCGUAUUUGUUGAUGGAGAUUUUCAAGAAAAUUCUGAUGACAAAGA